GUCACAAAAGAGGUGACCCAAAUUGAGUCUUAAAGGAGAAAAUGACCAUCUUUGAAAAUGUCACCCGGGCCCUGGCCAGACAGCUAAACCCUAGAGGGGACCUGACACCCCUUGACAGCCUCAUAGACUUCAAGCGCUUCCAUCCUUUCUGCCUGGUGCUGCGGAAGAGGAAGAGCACACUCUUCUGGGGUGCCCGCUAUGUCCGCACUGACUACACCCUCCUGGAUGUGCUUGAAGUUGGCAGUUCACCUUCAGAUCCAACAGACUCUGGGAACUUUAGCUUUAAGAAUAUGCUGGAUGCCCGAGUGGAGGGAGAGGUGGAUGUGCCAAAGACAGUCAAGGUCACGGGGACUGCCGGGCUGUCCAGGAGCAGUACCCUGGAGGUCCAGACACUCAGUGUGGCCCCUAAGGCUCUGGAGACCUUGCACCAGGAAAGGAAGCUGUCCACCGAGCACCCGUUCCUGAAGGAGAUGCGAGACCGAGGGGAGAACCUGUAUGUGGUCAUGGAGGUGGUGGAGACCGUGCAGGAGGUCACUCUGGAGAGAGCCGGCAAGGCGGAGGGCUGCUUCUCCCUCCCGUUCUUUGCCCCGUUGGGACUACAGGGAUCCAUAAACCACAAGGAGGCCGUAACCAUCCCCAAGGGCUGCAUCCUGGCCUUUCGAGUGAGACAACUGAUGGUCCAAGGCAAAGCAGAAUGGGAUAUUCCACAUAUCUACAAUGAUAACAUGCAAACCUUCCCUCCUGGAGAAAAGCCAGAGGAGAAGUUCACCGAGGAGGAACAUGAGGACUUCAAGACACUAAAAGAAGAAGUUCAAAGAGAGAUCCAAGAAGUGAAGAAGCUAAGCCGGGUAGGGCAAAGCUCCCUGCUCACCUCCCUCAGCAAACUUCUUGGGAGGAAAAAGGAGCUACAGGACCUGGAGCUCACGCUUGAAGGGGCUCUAGACAAAGGACAUGAAGUGACGCUAGAGGCACUCCCAAAAGAUGUCUUGGUAUCAAAGGAGGCUAUGGGUGGCAUCCUGUAUUUCCUCGGAGCCCUAACACAGCUAAGUGAAGCCCAACAGAAGCUGCUGAUAAAAUCAGUGGAGAAAAAGAUACUACCCUUGCAGCUAAAGCUGGUGGAGAGCACAAUGGAACAGAGUUUCCUACAGGAUAAAGAGGGUGUUUUCCCCCUGCAGCCCGACCUGCUCUCCUCCCUUGGGGAAGAGGAAUUGACCCUCACAGAGGCCCUAGUGGGGCUGAGUGGCCUCGAAGUGCAGAGAUCGGGCCCCCAGUACACGUGGGACCCAGACACCCUCCCCCGCCUCUGUGCCCUUUAUGCUGGCCUCUCCCUCCUGCAGCUGCUGACCAAGGCCUCCUAACUGGCCUUUUCCACCUGCUUCCUGCCUCCUAAUGCCUUCCUGACCUCACUGUGCUGUGUUCUUAACACCCAAGGGUAUUUUAGAGCCCCCAGACUGAAGAUGAUGGAAACCCUAGCUGAUCACCCAAGAUAAGUGAUUUCCACUUGUCCAGCUCUACCUCUUCCCCUACCCCUUCAGCUCCACAACCCAUCUGCUGAUGCUUAAAUUCUUUAAAAGUGGAAAAGUUCACAUUUUUAAAACUAUGAAUCAUUUCAGCAAAACCAAAAAUAAUUAAUUUCCUAUCCCAAUUCCUCCUGCUUAUGCUUCCACAAAUCAAGUUUUACUGGAAUUAAUGGAAAAUAUGGUUCCACUUUGGAUGAAAUGUCUUUUGGUGUUUUUCUUAACUUCUGCCAGGAAAAAAAAUAGACAUUAUCAUACUACAUACAGAUCAUGUGUACAUGAGUUCUAUUAUACUGUCCACAGGUCAGCUGGAAAAUGCCCAGAGAACUAUGAGGGUGUAGAAUGUAGAAUCUAAAUUCUAAAGUGAGGGGCGCCUGGGUGGCUCAGUCGUUAAGCGUCUGCCUUUGGCUCUGGUCA
Molecule: messenger RNA, 1934 nt
Organism: Callorhinus ursinus (northern fur seal)
Lineage: Eukaryota; Metazoa; Chordata; Mammalia; Carnivora; Otariidae
Gene: GSDMA
Product: gasdermin A
Biological process (GO): defense response to bacterium; pyroptotic inflammatory response
Molecular function (GO): phosphatidylinositol-4,5-bisphosphate binding; phosphatidylinositol-4-phosphate binding; phosphatidylserine binding
Source: RefSeq, a predicted model, not a curated record